AUGGCUCGAGAACUGGAGCGCUACAGGGUGAACAUUGCCGCACUCAGCGAAACCCCCUUUUCCGAACAAGGCCAACUGGGGGAGGUUGGUACCGACUACACCUUAUUCUAGAGCUGUCGUCUUAAGGCAGAGCGACGACACGCGGGUGUCGCAUUUGCCAGUCAGAACGACAUCAUGGGACGACUGCCUUAUCUACGGCAGGGCAUCAACGAUCGACUGAUAAGCCUUCACGGGCAUGUCCGAGGAGUCGAAUUCGCCACCAUCAUCAGUGCCUACACUCCGCCGAUGACCAGCCCUGGCGCCGCAAGGGACAAAUUCUACGAUGACCUGCACGUUCUCCUGGUGACUAUGCCGGAGGCGGAUAAGUUACUUGUCCUUCGUGACUUCAACGCCCGCGUCGGCACAGAUCAUGCUGUCUAG
This is a messenger RNA of Spirometra erinaceieuropaei, 420 nucleotides long. Lineage: Eukaryota; Metazoa; Platyhelminthes; Cestoda; Diphyllobothriidea; Diphyllobothriidae. The record is from the annotation of a GenBank genome assembly.